Eupeodes corollae is the source of this 4459-nucleotide messenger RNA. RefSeq names its product ubiquitin carboxyl-terminal hydrolase 7 (gene Usp7). Gene Ontology annotation, molecular function: protein binding; cysteine-type endopeptidase activity; cysteine-type deubiquitinase activity. Gene Ontology annotation, biological process: regulation of protein stability; protein deubiquitination. Gene Ontology annotation, cellular component: nucleus; cytosol. The transcript is spliced from 4 exons. NCBI's taxonomy places the organism in Eukaryota, Metazoa, Arthropoda, Insecta, Diptera, Syrphidae. The record is from RefSeq and is a predicted model, not a curated record. The coding region runs from base 741 to 3989 and encodes 1082 amino acids.
CAGCACCACCAUCCAUUGAAACCGUACCGAACCGAGCACACUCCGCUCAUAACUCAAACUCAUUUCUAUUUUCGUGUGUUUUUGACAGGUUCUGCUGUGGCUGUGCGAAUUAAAAAUUGUGUAUUUCCAUUUCCAUUUUUUUUAUUGUUCACAUGUAAUCGCGGUAGCAGUCGAAUAAAAUGUAAAAACUAAAAAAAAUCUAUAAAACUUACUUUGCAAUCGUAAAUAUUUUAAAUAUUUUCACGCAGUCCUUCAAAUUCACACCUGUAUUGAUAUUCCAAAAAUAAAAAAAAUCAUAAAAUUCACUGAAAAAUCCAUCUAUUUUAAUUUAUUUAGUUGCUCUGCGCCUGUGAAUCCUUUUUAUUGUGACCAAGAACAAGAACAAAACCAAUUCUCAUCAUAAGAACACGCCAAUUCGUAAUACAAAAAGAAAAGAAAAAAUAUACUGAGUAACUUUUUUCUAAUUACAAAGGAAAGGAAGGAAUAGGAAAAGUCGAAUAAGAAAUCGCCUUCGCCUCCUCUGUUUGCUCCCCUCGUAGUCGUGGUCGUCGUCUUCGACUUCGAUGAUCGUUUAAUUUUUGAGUUUCUUUCUUAUUUUUUGUUUGGGCACAGUCUCCAUAUUCAGAAAAAGACAAAAAGACAGUGGUGCGGAAACCGCGGUGACAGCAUUUAAGUCUGCAUUUCAAGUGACAAAGAAGGCAGAAAGAAAACAACAUCACUACUUAUUUACAUUACGUAAAAUGGAUGUGGUAGAAGCCGACCCACUAAUAGAAGCUAUGGAUACUCAAGAAAUAGAAUAUGUGGUUGACGAACAGCAGCAGUCCCUGGCUAAGCCCAAAGACACCGAUGAAAAUGAUCCAAAAUGCGAUCAAUUCCGUGCGGAAGCAACAUUCUCGUUUGUUGUUGAAAACAUCUCCACGCUGAAGACGACAAUUUUGUCGCCACCCACAUAUGUCCGGAUGUUGCCAUGGAAGAUCAUGGUCUUGCCCAUUGAGCGCUCUAUGGGGUUCUUUCUACAGUGCAAUGGAGAGAACGAUUCAACAGCUUGGUCGUGUAAUGCCAUAGCUGAGCUGAGGCUGAAGUGCUUCAAGCCAAAUGCUCCGCCAUUCGCUAGAGCCAGAAUAAAGCAUUUGUUCUACAGCAAAGAGAACGACUAUGGUUAUUCGAAUUUUAUAACUUGGGCUGAUUUGCAGGACCCCGAGAAGGGCUACGUGAGAAACGAUACAAUCGUGCUUGAAGUUCACGUGAUUGCAGAUGCUCCACAUGGGGUUUUGUGGGAUUCAAAGAAGCACACAGGUUGUGUGGGUUUGAAGAACCAAGGAGCCACUUGUUACAUGAAUUCUUUGCUGCAAACCCUCUACUUCACUAAUCAGUUGCGCGCAGCCGUCUACAAGAUACCAACUGAAGCAGACGAUAGUGCAAAGUCUGUGGGUUUAUCGCUGCAAAGGGUGUUCCACGAGUUGCAAUUUGGUGACAGGCCCGUGGGCACAAAAAAAUUAACCAAGAGUUUUGGGUGGGAGACGCUGGAUUCCUUUAUGCAACACGAUGUUCAGGAGUUCCUGCGUGUUCUUCUUGACAAGUUGGAAUCGAAGAUGAAAGGCACCUGCUUGGAGGGCACUAUUCCCAGCCUCUUUGAAGGAAAAAUGUCCUCGUACAUAAAAUGCAAGAAUGUGGAAUAUAACAGCACCCGCUACGAGACAUUUUACGACAUUCAAUUGAACAUAAAGGACAAGAAGACGAUUUAUGAUUCCUUUCAGGAUUACAUAGCUCCGGAGACCCUCGAAGGAGACAACAAAUACGACGCAGGCGUACAUGGCUUGCAGGAGGCAAGCAAAGGCGUUAUAUUCACCUCCUUUCCGCCGGUCCUGCACUUGCAUUUAAUGCGUUUCCAAUACGAUCCGAUAACAGAUAGUUCGAUUAAGUACAAUGACCGCUUCGAAUUCUACGAGCAGAUCAAUUUAGACCGCUAUCUAGCCGAGAAGCAGGAGACCCCAGCUGACUACGUUCUGCACGCUGUCUUGGUUCACUCCGGUGACAAUCACGGAGGUCAUUAUGUGGUUUUUAUCAAUCCAAAAGCCGAUGGUAAAUGGUUCAAAUUUGAUGACGAUGUUGUUUCAAGUUGCCGCAAAGCAGAAGCAAUUAAUCAAAACUACGGAGGCAUGGAUGAGGACAUAUCGUUUCAUGCCAAGUGCAGCAACGCCUAUAUGUUGGUAUACAUUCGUGCUUCAGAGCUGCCAAAGGUCCUUGCCGAAAUUCCGGAGAGCGAAAUACCCAAAGAGUUAGUUGAACGUUUGCUUGUUGAGAAGAAUAUCGAGUCCAUCCGUCGCAAGGAACGCACCGAAGCUAAUUUGUAUGUUACUGUUCAGGUUAUAUUGGAGGAGUACUUUGAGUCGCAGCAAAAACGCAAACUAUUCGACUUAGACAAAGUACACCCUCGAAUUUUCAAACUAAAACAAAGCCAAACAAUCGAUGAUUUGGUUGCGAUGUUUGUGCGAACUUUUGGCGUUGGAAAGGAUCGUAUGCGCAUCUGGUCACUUGCCUCAUCGCAUUUACAGAAAUUUAGCUAUAUCGAUUUCAAUCGCGAGGGUCAUCGCACUAUAGACCAUGUGGCCAAUUCUCAAAAGCCCUGGAAUAUAUUCCUAGAACUAGCAUCGCCAGAUUCUCCAGGUCCAUUGCUGCCAUUCAAUCCGAAGCGUGAUGUAUUGAUUUUUUACAAGUACUACGAUGCAACGAAUAAGCGCCUUAACUACAUUGGUUGCAGCCAAGAGGAUCUUCGGCGACGUUUAAUUGAAAUUAUACCCGGUAUCAAUGCAAGCUUAGGCUUCGAACCGGGCACCGAACUAACUGUCUACGACGAGUCAAGCCAAAAGAAAAUCUUAAACUUGGAAGAAUCUCUGGAGAAGGUUUUGCAAAUUUCACAAGACAACUUGCAGGAAUACAUAUUGAUUUUCGAAAAAGAACAUGUUGGCAUGAAACUAGAACUGCCCACUGUCGAUGACUAUUUCAAGGAUUUACUAUAUCGUAUAGAGAUAACAUUUUGUGAUAAAUGUAACCCUAAUGAUCCGGAAUUCGUGCUGGAGUUGUCUAAUCGCAACACUUACGAUCAGAUGGCACAGGCAGUUGCGGAACGCCUUAAUACCGAUCCGAAUAAAUUGCAGUUCUUUACAUGUAAUCACAGCUACAAGGACGCUCCGGGGAAUGCUAUUCCAUAUACACAUAAGGGUUUAAUUAAAGAUCUAAUCUUAUACAGCAAAACGGCCCCCAAAAAGAUUUUCUAUCAAAGACUGUCCUUGAGUAUACACGAACUUGACAACAAACGUCAAUUCAAAUGCAUUUGGGUAUCAAACGAUCUUAGAGAAGAAAAGGAGCUAGUUCUGUAUCCUAAUAAAAAUGAAACAGUUAAAAGUUUGCUCGACGAAGCGGCUAAGAAAAUUCAAUUUCCCGAAAAUAGUCGAAAGAAAUUACGGCUCAUGAAAAUGGCAAGUCACAAAAUUAUGUGCGUUUUCAAAGAGGACGUUCCGCUUGAGAAUUUGCAAAUGGGCAGCGAGACAGUCUCCAGUCAGAACAACCAAAAAACGUUCCGCAUUGAGGAAGUCCCAAUAGAAGACACACAAUUAGCUGACAACGAAAUGCUUAUACCAGUUUCGCAUUUCAGUAAGGAAGUGUACAAUUCAUUUGGAGUUCCCUUUCUUAUUAAGUGUAAGCACAAUGAAACCUAUGGGGCUUUGAAGCAGCGAAUCCAGAAACGCCUCAAUGUGCCAGACAAGGAAUGGGAGAGUUACAAAUUUUUUGUCAUUUCGAAUGGAACCAUAAACGAAGCGGUCGAUAGUAAUCUUAUCGAUUUGGAUGUAUUCCAACCCAAUGGAACAACACAGGCGACAGUUGUCGGUGGUACCCAACUGCCUUUCUUUGGCCUUGAUCACAUCAAUAAGUCCCGAAAGAGAACAUCCUUGAAUUUCUCUGAAAAAGCUAUUAAAAUUUAUAAUUGAAAACCAACACAAAAAAAUACAAACAAACAAAAUUAUUAUUAAUAAACAGAACACUGAUUUGCUUAUUGAAACUAUAAUUGAAUACAUAUUAAAAAAAAAUAAAAAUAAGAAAAAAAACAAUUAAAAUGCAAAAAAAUUCAAAAUUUUAAAAAUAAAACUAAAAAAAAAAAUAAAUAAAAAAAUAUAUAUUUGUUGUACGUCUUUUAAGCACCCGGUUGAGAUACAUUUAAAACAGUUCCCAGUCUUAUUUUCCGCCGUUUGGUACAUGUAAAUAUGUGUAUUGUGCUUCUGUUAUAAUUCUUUCUUUUGUGUUUUUUGUUUUGUUUUUUAAUUUUUGGUUACAAUUGAAUUAUACUUUCUUUUAACAACACACAACUAAUAAUGCAAAAGAGAAGAAAUAAAAAAAUUAUUAUUAUUAUUGAGGAAAUUCAUAAUUUAAAAAUAAAAAAAUAAUCUUAUGCUAAACUGAA